AUGGCGCUCUGGUUGACUGUGGUCAUUGCUCUCACCUGCUUUGGUGGCUUCGCCUCCCUGGGCCCUGUGCCUCCCUCUACAGCCCUCAAGGAGCUCAUUGAAGAGCUGGUCAAUAUCACCCAGAACCAGAAGGCACCCCUGUGCAAUGGCAGCAUGGUGUGGAGUGUCAACCUGACAGCCAACAUGUACUGUGCGGCCCUGGAAGCCCUGAUCAACGUCUCCAACUGCAGUGCCAUCCAAAGGACCCAGAGGAUGCUGAGCGCACUCUGUCUUCACAAGCCCUCAGCUGGGGUUUCCAGCGAUCACAUCCGAGACACCAAAAUUGAAGUGGCCCACUUCUUAAAAGACCUGCUCAAACAUUCAAGGAACAUUUUUCGCUAUGGAAAAUUCAGCUGA
Messenger RNA from Mesoplodon densirostris (Blainville's beaked whale), 396 nucleotides. It is a transcript of the gene IL13, whose product is annotated as interleukin 13. Gene Ontology annotation, molecular function: cytokine receptor binding. The coding region runs from base 1 to 396 and encodes 131 amino acids. Gene Ontology annotation, biological process: immune response. Gene Ontology annotation, cellular component: extracellular region. The record is from RefSeq and is a predicted model, not a curated record. The transcript is spliced from 4 exons. NCBI's taxonomy places the organism in Eukaryota, Metazoa, Chordata, Mammalia, Artiodactyla, Ziphiidae.